AUGGCCGACAUGGGAGCAUGGAAAAACCAACUGAACACAUCGGACUCUUCUUCAGUGCCCACAUCUCUUGCAAGUAUUGGAACGCUCCAUGACAUUAAUAACCAUCAUGAUCAGACUGGCUCCAAUCAACAACAUGAACAGGAAACUGUAGAUAUACCAAUUCAAAAUUCUAGUCCCACAAUAGGUGAUGCUGAGUCAAUUACAAGUACAUUGCUGAGCAGAUUCAUGCCUGUGGCUGGCAGCUCACAAGAUAGGGAUAGAAUUGUCUCCCUUGAUUGUGCCUCUGAAGAGAUCAAUGAACUAUAUACUGGACAUUUAAAACCACCUUCAGAAGUUGUUGAUGAUUUUGGGUUGGUAAAUACAAUGGACAUUUGUGAAUCGGAUAUGGAGAAUGAUAGUAGUGGAGAAUCAAUUGAAAGUGCGUCCAUGGAUUCAGACUCUGACCACGAAGACAAUAUUAAUUCUGAAUCACAAACAUUUCAAAGCCCACCAUUCUUUGUUUUACCUCCUUCAAGCGAGGUAUUCAAAUCUGAUAUUACCUAUUAUGAACAUAUGGUGGCAGUAAAUGCACUUGCUACAUCAGGUAAUCUAAGCAGCUUAGUGUUUCAAAACCUUUUAGAUUUGAUAAAACUUCAUGUCCCAGACAAAAGUUUAUGUGAAGGAAAUGUGAAUGACUUAAAAAAAAAGUUAGGGUUCAAUAAGGAUUACCUUCAGAACUUUGAAUAUUGUAGUAUUUGUGGCAGCACUUUCCCAGAUGACGGCAAUGAUGUGAAUUCAUACAAGAAGAUGGCUGUAGAAGGAGGCUUUUUGGACAAAAAUAAUACCAACAUCACGCUGACAUUUAACACUGAAAGGGACCAGGAAAGAAUCUCAAAAAACAUUGAAGAAGCAGUGUUGUCUGACAAAACUGUGAAAGGGUUUAAUGGAAGAUGUGCUAUUAGAUGCCUUCCAGGAUUUUCUCCUGCAAACAACAUUGUCAUUGAUUACAUGCAUGCUUGUCUUGCUGGAAUAACCAAACGCCUCAUUAAACUUUUUACCGAUGGGACCAGUUUCAAAGAGGAUUAUUUCAUUGGUCACAAAGUACCUUUGAUUGACAAGCAGCUCAAGUGUUUGCGUGUACCAUACCUCAUCAACAGGAAACCAAGACCUCUUUCACUUUACUUGAAAUGGAAAUCAUCUGAGUUUAGGUCUUGGAUGUUGUAUUACAGUAUUCCAUGCCUGAUCAACCACCUCCCUGAAGUUUAUCUCCAGCACUAUAGUUGUUUGGUUGAGGGUAUCCAUAUCCUUCUUCAGAGUAAUGUAACCGAAGAAGACAUAACCUUAUCUGAGACACUUCUCAAUGCUUUCUACAAACAUGCUUCAGAAUUGUAUGGUGAGAACUUUGUGGGACUAAAUGUGCACAACUUGUCUCAUCUUCCAGAUUGUGUCAGGAAAUGGGGUCCCCUCUGGGCUUAUUCAUGCUUUGGGUUCGAGUCUGCCAAUGGAGAACUCUUGAAAAAAUAUUCAUGGUAA
Molecule: messenger RNA, 1512 nt
Organism: Mizuhopecten yessoensis (Yesso scallop)
Lineage: Eukaryota; Metazoa; Mollusca; Bivalvia; Pectinida; Pectinidae
Exons: 3
Coding region: 1-1512 (503 amino acids)
Source: RefSeq, a predicted model, not a curated record